Messenger RNA from Tripterygium wilfordii, 1241 nucleotides. Its product is annotated as tubulin-folding cofactor A-like. Gene Ontology annotation, biological process: tubulin complex assembly; post-chaperonin tubulin folding pathway. Gene Ontology annotation, cellular component: cytosol; microtubule cytoskeleton. The record is from RefSeq and is a predicted model, not a curated record. The transcript is spliced from 4 exons. NCBI's taxonomy places the organism in Eukaryota, Viridiplantae, Streptophyta, Magnoliopsida, Celastrales, Celastraceae. Bases 584 to 925 code for a protein of 113 amino acids. Gene Ontology annotation, molecular function: beta-tubulin binding.
AACAAAGUAGAUUAGAGAGAAAAUUAUUAUAAGAACUCAAAAAAAGAUGGGAAGUCUGUCAGACAACCGUGUGACCAUCCCAGCCAUGGAUGGCUGAGAACGGUCCUCUACUGCAUCAUUGGUUCAGGAACCAUUAUGCUGUUAAUCACGCUCUGAUCACCACGGCCACCCACGAUUCAUCCACCAGAGUUCUGUUUCUGUCUCCUUAGAACUCAAGGACACAGAGGUACGAGCCUAUAGAGAAUAUAACGGAUCCUGUUCAAGUAAGGUCGUGGCCUUGGUCGUCGAUGAGGCCCAACGAAAGGGUUUAUCUGCACAACUUUCCUUGCUUUUUAGAGACAGGUGAUUCCCAAAAGAUUCAUGGGGUCUAAAUGAGUAAUCUCCCAAGGCCCAAGCCCAGUCUCCUCUUCAGUUCCAUCUCCGUCUCUGCCUCACAUAACAGAGGUUACAGAGCGCCUCUUUUCUCGUCCGAUCCGACCGAUCCCUCUUGUCUUGAUUUACGAGGAGAAAUCGAAACUAUUGCAAUGCCUGAUCGGGUGUAAAUUUGUGGGUUUUUUUUUUCUUCUCUGGGUGAUAGGUUCAUAUGGCGACCCUUCGAAGUUUGAAAAUCAAGACAAGUACUUGCAAACGCAUUGUGAAGGAGCUUCAUUCCUAUGAAAAAGAAGUUGAGAGAGAAGCUGUCAAGACUUCUGAAAUGAAGGAAAGAGGUGCUGACCCUUACGACCUUAAGCAACAGGAAAAUGUUCUGGCUGAGUCAAGAAUGAUGAUUCCAGACUGUCACAAGCGCCUAGAGUCCUCGCUAGCAGACCUGAAAGGAGCUUUGGCUGAGCUGGAAGAAUUGGAUCAGAAAGAAGGUCUUGAAAUGGAGGAUGCUCGAACCACUAUAACGGAGGUUGAAAAGCUGUUUCAAACGACUGAAGAUUAGCGUCCGAGUUUUUUUUGGCAGGAUUGAAGUAAAGAACAUGACGUGAAUGUUGAUGGAUUUGCUUUGGUCUGUUUUCAUGGUGCAAUCAAAGGGAACUUAGGCUUCUUGUGGGUUUCAAAUUUGUCUGAUAUUUGUGCUCAAAAUAUUUGUUGUGACUGGUUUUCCCCCUUGUGUACAUAAAGAAUUGCUGCAUUUUUUUUCAAGGUGAAACAAGUUGGAAUGAUUGCUUUUAUUUGACGACUAGAAAUUGAAAAUGUGAGUGAAAUGGUGUAGAACAUUGUCCCUUGUAAUACCAUUAUCGGACAAUUCAGAGUCC